This is a messenger RNA of Trichoderma virens Gv29-8, 1956 nucleotides long. RefSeq lists its product as uncharacterized. Lineage: Eukaryota; Fungi; Ascomycota; Sordariomycetes; Hypocreales; Hypocreaceae. The record is from RefSeq and is a predicted model, not a curated record. The coding region runs from base 1 to 1956 and encodes 651 amino acids. The transcript has 3 exons. Gene Ontology annotation, biological process: resolution of meiotic recombination intermediates; replication fork processing. Gene Ontology annotation, molecular function: chromatin binding; protein heterodimerization activity. Gene Ontology annotation, cellular component: FANCM-MHF complex; Fanconi anaemia nuclear complex.
AUGUCGCUGAAUCUAGACUUUGAACCUGAAAGUUACUUCUUUGACUUUCAUCCAGAAGGCCCUCCUUUCAACUACUGGCGUCGACAGUUUAUCGAGUACCAAGAGAGAUUCAGACCCCCAAACGAAACUGAACGCGAACCCUCGCCUGAAGACUCAGAGCCCUCGCCCUAUCCUCCCCCUUCCACUUCCCCCUCUCCUCCCUCGAGUGUUGCAACCAUGGAUCUCGAGAUGUUGGACAUGGGCAGGUACAACGACGACGUGCCCGUUCACACGCCUCGUCGCCGUACCAGGAGCGUUGAGCCCACGUCCACUCGCCUGUCCAUUCAUACGCCCUCGGAGCGUUACUUUCAGAAUCCUCACUAUCCUCACUCAACCAUUAACACGCCGGCUGCCCCAACCCCCCAUGCCGUGGCUGCUCGCAGAGCACUUGACCAGCGUCGCAAUGCCAUGUUCACCCCAGGCCGCUCCCGUCGCCAGAGCUUCAGAGAGCAGCGGGAGACGCCCAUGUCGAUCCUGCGCCAUCUUGGCCGCGCCCUGGCUCCAACCAGCCAUGUGAUUGCCUCGUCUUCUUCCCCGGACAAACCCUCACCUAAUGGCGCCGGCAACGGAGAGUCCAGCGGCAGUGGCUGGCGCGAUGAUGACGAGCUGCCAAUUGAUAGGCCUCGUCUGUCUCUGCCCAUUGAUGAGGGCUCCUCGGACGACUUGCAACCCCCCCAAUCGUCGAUCCUCGAUGACGGAAACCUGACUGUUCAGUCUGUUGAGCUGCCUCGUCGGGCUACCAGCGAGGGUCCUCCAAGGCGCAGCUUUAGCUAUUUCUCGGGCCCCGUGGACGACAUCAUGUGGGAUGCCAUUUACGGAGACUACACCGGGUCGGAUGGCUUUGGCAGAACGAUUGAGAUUGCCCCCCCUGCUCCUCUGGAUCCCGAGAUUGCGGAUACACGUCAACCUCCUGGUUUUCGCGAAAGCGACUUCAGCCUUGACAUGCCGUUUGGCCUGAGUGACAAUGACCAAACCACCUUCUACAUGAGGUCUCCCGUCGUUGAUGACAUUCACAGUGUCCUCAAUGCUCCCAAUCCCGUUGAGGAUGACAUUGAGAUCAUGAACGAAAAGAGGCAGGCAGAAAUUGCAGAAACCACAGAAGCCGCAGAAGCCUCAGAAGUCGCAGAAGUUACAGAAAAAACCGCAGAAGAAGCCGCAGAAACCCACAAGACGAAGGCGCAGCCAACAGAUUACGAGUUUCCCGACAUUGGCGACUUUGGGUCCGUUGACGGUCUGGGAGACGCCGAAAUGGAGGCCAUCACCAAGAUUGACUAUGAGACGCUUGGGCUCGAGCCGGAGAAGCCCAACGACGACAUCAUUGGAUACCCUCAUGGCCGGCCUAGGAAGAAGAAGAGGGCCAAGACCUCCAAGACCAGGGUCUCCAAGCACAACAUUGAGUAUCCGCAGCUGCCGCCCGCCUUCAUCAGGCAGGUUACUAAUUCCGCGAUGCAAUCGGCCGGAUUGACCAACCAAAGAGUCGCCGCCGACACCAUGGGCGCCUUGACGCAGGCUUCGGAUUGGUUCUUUCAGCAACUUGGCGAUGAUCUGGGUGCCUACGCCAACCACGCUGGUCGAAGGACCGUUGAAGAGCGCGAUGUCAUUGCCUUGAUGAAUAGACAACGCCUUCUCACCCCAAGUAUCUCUCUCUUCAACCUGGCGAAUCACAAUCUUCCGCGCGAGCUCCUGCAGUCGCUGAGAAGUGCUACUCCCGUAGCUCGUCCUGGCAUGUAUGCCGCCCAUGCUACGCAAAACCCUCCUGCUAUGUACGCGAUCCAUGACGAUGGCGGCAUGAAGCGAAAGAGAGGAGAAGAAGAAGAAGAAGAAGAGGAUGAAGAGAAUGAAGACGAUGAAGAAGAAGAGUUGGUCUAUCCAGAGGACGAGGAUGAAGAGGAAGAAGAAGAAGAAGAGGAUGAGUAA